Tachysurus fulvidraco (yellow catfish) is the source of this 960-nucleotide messenger RNA. Its product is annotated as 40S ribosomal protein S17-like. The transcript has 5 exons. Gene Ontology annotation, cellular component: ribosome. The coding region runs from base 137 to 541 and encodes 134 amino acids. The record is from RefSeq and is a predicted model, not a curated record. Gene Ontology annotation, molecular function: structural constituent of ribosome. NCBI's taxonomy places the organism in Eukaryota, Metazoa, Chordata, Actinopteri, Siluriformes, Bagridae. Gene Ontology annotation, biological process: translation.
UGAACAACUUCUACUCUUCAGUAGAAGCAUACGGUUAGAGUUUCUCCGUAACACAAGGCGGCAGUAGGUUUCCGGCCCGUGCUUUAAACUUCCGGUGGAUCUCUUUCUGUCUCUUUUCGGCUAAACCUAAUCCAACAUGGGCCGUGUCAGGACAAAGACGGUGAAAAAGGCCGCUCGGGUCAUCAUAGAGAAGUACUACACCCGCCUGGGCAACGACUUCCACACCAACAAGCGUGUGUGUGAGGAGAUUGCCAUCAUCCCCAGCAAGAAGCUCCGCAACAAGAUCGCCGGGUAUGUGACCCAUCUGAUGAAGCGUAUCCAGAGAGGUCCAGUCAGAGGCAUCUCCAUCAAGCUCCAGGAGGAGGAGCGUGAGAGGAGGGACAACUAUGUCCCAGAGGUCUCUGCUCUGGACCAGGAGAUUAUUGAAGUGGACCCUGACACCAAGGAGAUGCUCAAGCUUCUGGAUUUCGGCAGCCUGUCCAACCUGCAGGUCACCCAGCCGACGGUCGGCAUGAACUUCAAGACCCCUCGUGGAGUUUAGGUGUUUGUAAUAUAUCUCAUAAUAAAACUGUGGAAAAAAAAAACCAAAAAAAAAAAAACGGAACUCGAGUCUGUGUGUGAUGGUCGGAUUCGACGCUAACAUGAACCGAAACGAAGGAAUAUCGUUUCAGCGAAAACCUCUAAGUGUUCAGACGGAAGACUUUUAUAAUCUGGUGCAUUUUUAUUUUUUUUCCUUUCUUUCAACUCACCUCAGGUUUGUAAGCAGUUCUUUACAUUAUAUUACAAUGCGGACGUGCCUCGUGCCAUGCGGUGUUUAUAGGAGAGGUCGUCUGGCCUGCGUUUAGGUGGAGCGAGAUGUCGAGGUGUAAGUGAUGAUCCGGGUCACAGACAUGUGGAAACUUUGUACAAAAUACAGAAACAAAAAAAAUACAGAAACUUUGCCUCCAUCCAAGGUUUAAA